UGCCUAAUUCCUAAAACCCUUCUAAACUCUCAGCCUCUUCUCACCGUACCCUAAUUUAAGAUUUUAUAAUUUAACAUUUUCCGUUUGUUUGCUCGGCAAAAUCGAUUUCAUGAAAAUGGCGCCUUCAAAGAAAUCUAUAAACAAGAAUCCCAUGAACUCGCUAAAGUUCAGUAAACAAUCGAAAAAAUCGUUCAAACCCGGUAGCAAAAGACCAGACGACGCCGUGCAUUCGCAAGCCCUGUCUCUACAACUUGAAGACGACGUCCCUGACUUCCCCAGAGGUGGGGGAAAUUCGCUGAGUCGAGAAGAGGUCGACGAAGUUCGUGCCGAAGUUGAUGCGGAGUUUGAAGCGGAGGAGAUGGGGUUGAAGAAGAGGAAGAAGAACAAUAGAGUGAAGAAGAAAAGUCAUUCCACAGAGGAUGAUUUUGGAUCGCUUUUCAGCGGUGGAAUUACGGGCAAAUUACCGAGGUUUGCUAAUAAGAUCACUUUGAAGAAUAUUUGUCCUGGAAUGAAGCUUUGGGGAAUAGUUGCUGAAGUGAAUGAUAGAGAUAUUGUAAUUGGUCUUCCAGGGGGCUUGCGUGGAUUAGUUCGUGCCAGUGAAGCAUUUGACCCUGUUUCAGAUAAUGAUGUGGAAUUUAAUUUACUUUCUAGCUUAUAUCAUGUUGGGCAGCUUGUUUCUUGCAUUGUGUUGGAAUUGGAUGAUGAUAAGAAGGAGAAAGGAAACCGAAAGAUCUGGCUUUCUCUCCGUCUUUCUUUGUUGCAUAAGGGCUUAACCUUUGAUGUUAUUCAAGAAGCUAUGGUUCUUACUGCAUAUGUGAAAAGCAUUGAAGACCAUGGGUAUAUUCUUCAUUUUGGAUUGCCUUCCUUUACUGGGUUUAUGCCAAAGAACAACCAGGCUGAAAGCAGGGACAUGACGGUGAACACUGGACAACUUCUACAAGGGGUGGUUAAAAGCAUUGAUAGAACUCGUAAAGUAGUUUAUUUGAAUUCUGACCUCGAUAUGGUGUCCAAGUGUGUGACCACAGAUCUUAAGGGCAUUUCACUUGAUCUUCUUGUUCCAGGCAUGAUGGUUAAUGCUUGUGUACAAUCAAUCCUUGAAAAUGGAAUAAUGAUAUCAUUCCUCACCUAUUUUACAGGAACUGUUGAUAUAUUCCAUUUACAAAAAACUUUUCCUACUGCAAACUGGAGGGAUGAUUACAGUCAAAAUAAGAAGGUCCAUGCUCGGGUAUUAUUUGUUGAUCCCUCAACUAGAGCUGUUGGUUUGACCCUGAAUCCUCACCUUGUCCAGAACAAGGCUCCACCUUCGCUUGUUAAAACUGGAGACAUAUUCGACCACUCAAAAGUAGUUAGAGUUGAUAGAGGAUUUGGCCUUCUGCUUGAAAUCCCUUCUUCUCCAGUUCCAACCCCAGCAUACGUUAGUGUAUCUGAUGUGGCUGACAAGGAAGUGCGGAAGUUGGAAAGAAAUUUUAAGGAAGGAAGCAAUGUUCGUGUUCGAAUUCUUGGAUUUAGACACUUAGAAGGUCUCGCUAUGGGUGUUCUAAAGACUAGUGCAUUUGAAGGGUCAGUUUUCACUCACUCAGAUGUCAAGCCUGGAAUGCUGGUCAAGGCUAAAGUCAUUGCUGUUGACAGUUUUGGGGCUAUCGUGCAAUUUCCUAGUGGUGUGAAGGCACUUUGUCCUCUUCGACACAUGUCAGAGUUUGAAAUAGUGAAGCCUAGAAAAAAAUUCCAGGUUGGAUCUGAACUACUGUUCCGUGUGCUUGGUUGCAAGUCCAAGAGAAUUACUGUUACACACAAGAAAACACUAGUGAAAUCGAAGCUUGGAAUUCUUGGUUCAUAUGCUGAUGCAAUUGAAGGUUUAGUAACACAUGGAUGGAUAACGAAGAUUGAAAAGCUUGGGUGCUUUGUCCGAUUUUACAAUGGAGUACAAGGAUUUGCCCCCAGAUCUGAACUUGGAUUAGAACCAGGGUGUGACACAAGUUCUAUGUAUCAUGUUGAACAAGUUAUCAAAUGCAGAGUUACAAGAUCUUUUCCUGCUUCACGGCGGAUCAACCUUAGUUUCAUUAUAACACGUCCCAGGAAUUCUGAAGAUGAUAUGGUCAAGUUGGGCAGCCUCGUUUCUGGAGUUGUGGAGCAAAUAACAGCACAUGCGAUAGUAGUGCAUGUCAAUUCAAAAGGUUACAUGAAGGGUACAAUUUCUCUGGAACAUUUGUCAGAUCACCAGGGGCUUGCAGUGUUGAUGAUGUCAGUCUUGAAGCCAGGAUAUGAGUUUGAUCAACUCUUGGUCCUUGAUAUCGAGAGUGGCAAUUUAAUACUUACUGCGAAGUAUUCUCUUAUUAACUUGGCCCAAGAACUUCCUCUGGAACUCACUCAAAUUCAUCCGAACGCAAUAGUCCAUGGUUAUGUGUGUAACUUAAUUGAAACUGGUUGUUUUGUCCGCUUCAUUGGGCGUUUGACUGGAUUUUCUCCCAGACACAAGGCUACUGAUGACCGAAGAACCGACCUUUCUGAAGUCUUCUACAUUGGACAAUCUGUUCGCAGUAACAUACUUGAUGUCAGUGGUGAGAAGGGCAGAAUAACAUUAUCUUUGAAGCAGUCGUUAUGUUCUUCAACAGAUGCAUCCUUCAUUGAAGAAUACUUUCUCUUGGAAGACAAGAUUGCUAAGCUGCAAUCGCCAGAAUCUAAAGUUUCUGAGUUCAACUGGGUUAAAGGAUUUAAUAUUGGCAGUGUUAUUGAGGCAAAAGUUCACGACUGCAAGGAUUUUGGAGUUGUUGUCGGCUUUGAGAAGUAUAAUGAUGUUUUUGGUUUUAUUACACACUAUCAGUUGGCUGGAAAUACUGUGGAAAUUGGCUCUACUGUUCAUGCUGCUGUUCUUGAUGUUACCAAAAUAGAACGCAUUAUUGAUUUAUCUUUAAAACCGGUUUUCAUUGAUACAUCCAAAGGAAAAAGUUCUGACAUCCAAACUCACAAGAAGAAACGCAAAAGGGAAGAACACAGAGACUUGGAGGUGCACCGAUCUGUAAAUGCAAUAGUAGAGAUUGUGAAAGAGAAUUACUUGGUUCUUUCGUUACCAGAGUAUAACUUUACCAUAGGAUAUGCGUCAAUAAGUGACUUCAACACUCAAAAGUUACCUCCAAAACAAUUUGUUAAUGGACAAAGUGUCACUGCCACCAUCAUGGCACUUCCUAGCCCUUCAACAUUUGGGAGGUUGCUACUGCUACUUAAAUCUAUAAGUGAUGUUACAGAGACUUCUAGUUCGAAGAGGGAAAAAAAGAGAUCUAGCUAUCAUGUGGGAUCUCUUGUUCAAGCAGAGAUUACCGAAAUAAAGCCUCUUGAAGUCAGAUUGAAAUUUGGAUCAGGUUUUCAUGGAAGGGUGCAUGUAACAGAAGCAAAUGAUGAUAAUGUUGUUGAAGAUCCCUUUAGUAGCUUCAGAAUUGGCCAAACACUGACCGCAAGGAUUAUUUCUAAGUCUUAUAAGUCAGAAAAUAAUAGAAAAAACUAUCAAUGGGAAUUGUCCAUGAAACCCUCAAUGCUUACAGGUUCCAGAGGAAUGGGCGUCGAGCCUAUAACUGAAGAUUUCAAUUAUUCAAUUGGACAGUGUGUCAGUGGGUUUGUAUAUAAAGUGGACAAGGAAUGGGUUUGGUUAACAGUAUCUCGAAACGUGAAGGCUCAGCUCUAUCUUCUUGACAGUGCGUGUGAACCGACUGAGCUCCAGGAGUUGCAGAAGCGAUUUAAUGUGGGGAAGGCUAUCUCUGGCUAUAUUUUAAGUACUAAUAAGAAGAAAAAGCUGUUACGUUUGGUGCUUCAUCCAUUGUCUGUUUCUCCUGAUGGAACAGUUGAUGAUGAAUCUUUUAAGAUGGAUGAUUUGAGCUGUCCUUCAAAUGAAAAUGUAACUUCCCAUAUUCAUAAAGGUGAUAUUUUGGGUGGCAGGAUUUCCAAAAUUCUUCCAGGGGUUGGUGGAUUGCUUGUCCAAAUUGACCCACACCUGUAUGGUAAGGUUCAUUUUAUGGAAUUGACAGAUGUAUGGAUGUCUGAUCCAUUAUCUGGGUAUCAUGAAGGACAAUUUGUCAAGUGCAAAGUCCUAGAAAUCAGCCGUUCAGUUAAGGGCACUGUUCAUAUUGAUUUGUCACUGCGGUCAUCUUUAUGUGGCAACAACUGUCAGAAGUCUAUUGAACCGAGCCAUAUUAAUUUAAGCAACAUGCAUUCUCCUGGCCAACGUGUGGAGAAGUUUGAGGAUCUUCAUCGUAAUGUGAUUGUACAGGGUUAUGUUAAGAAUGUUACACCGAAAGGAUGUUUCGUUAUGCUCUCCCGGAAUAUUGAUGCGAAGAUUCUCCUCUCAAACUUGUCUGAUGGCUAUGUUGAAAAUCCAGAAAUGGAAUUUCCUAUUGGAAAACUUGUAAUUGGCAAGGUGGUAUCCGUGGAGCCUUUGUCCAAGCGAGUUGAGGUGUCCCUUAAGACAUCAAGUGCAAUCCAUGCUCCAAAAUCUGGUAUAAAUGAUUUAAGUAAUAUCCGAAUUGGGGAUGUUAUUUCUGGCAGGAUCAAGCGCAUUGAGCCGUAUGGUUUGUUUAUCACAAUUGAUCACACAAACAUGGUUGGGUUAUGCCAUGUCUCAGAGCUUUCUGACGAUCAUGUUGACAACAUUGAAAUUAAAUACAGAGCAGGGGAGAAAGUGAGAGCAAAGAUUUUGAAGGUGGAUGUGGAUAGACACAGGGUUUCCCUCGGGAUGAAGGAUUCAUAUUUUAGUGAUGACACUGGUAUUUAUGCAGCUUCAACACAAGGGUCAGAGGAUGCCAAUAAAGAAAAUAGUUUCACAAUGGCCACUCAGUUCCCAAUGUUGCCAGACAGCAUCUCAGCUGUAAUCCAGAAUUUGGGUAUUGAAAGUGAAAAUAGGGAGCAUCUGAUUCUUGCUGAAGUGGAGGCAAGGGCUUCCAUUCUUCCGCUUGCAGUACCUCUUGAUGAUACGGAGAACUCAGACAUGGAAAAUAUAGACUUUCAAAAUAUAGAGAAUGUUGAUGCAAACCCCAUGGAUGAAAAGAACAAGAGAUUGGCAAAAAAGAAGUCCAAAAAAGAGAGGGAACAAGAAAUUAGUGCUGCGGAAGAAAGACAGAGAGAGAUUCAUAUACCAAGUUCUGCUGAUGAAUUUGAGAAACUGGUUAGAAGUUCCCCAAAUAACAGCUUUGUCUGGACAAAGUAUGCGGAAUUUAUGGUCUCUCUGGCUGAUAUUGAGAAGGCCCACUCAAUUCUUGAGAGGGCUUUGAAAACAAUUAACUUCCGAGAAGAAUCGGAGAAGCUGAAUGUAUGGGUUGCUUAUUUUAAUUUAGAGAGUGAAUAUGGAAAUCCUCCAGAGGAGGCUGUUGUGAGGGUAUUUCAAAGAGCUUUGCAGUAUUGUGAUCCCAAAAAGGUGCAUCUGGCAUUGCUUGGAGUAUAUGAAAGGACCAAGUGGCACAAGUUGUCUGAUGAACUUCUUGAGAAAAUGGUCAAGAAGUUCAAGCAUUCACGCAAGGUGUGGUUAAGGCGGUAUCAGAAUGUCCUGGAGCAUAACCCAGAUCGAGUUGAGCUUGUUCGAAAUCGUGCUGUUCUAAGCCUUCCCCGCCAUAAGCAUAUCAAGUUCAUUUCACAUUCAGCUAUCCUUGAGUACAAGAAUGGGGUUCCUGAUAGAGGCCGAUCCAUGUUUGAGGGAAUGCUUCGCGAAUACCCCAAAAAAACAGACUUGUGGCGUAUUUAUCUUGAUCAAGAAAUUCGACUUGGUGAUGUGGAUGUGAUUCGUGCAUUAUUCGAGAGGGCCAUAAGUUUGAGCCUUGCUCCUAAAAAGAUGAAGGCCCUCUUCAAAAGGUAUCUCGAUUAUGAGAAGUCUCUUGGUGAAGAUGAACGGAUUGAUUAUGUGAAGAGGAAGGCAAUGGAAUAUGUUGAGAGCACACUUGCUUAAUACUUGUACUGAUGUUUGAAGGAAUUUCUGUUUCAGCGUUCAAGACAAACUGGAUUUGGAUGUUUGUCAUAUAAAGUCGUUUGCUCUAUCAACAGAAUCCGAAUGUGCUCAAGAUAUCUUUGAUUGAACUGCACGGAACAUCCAUUCCACUAAAAAAAAAAAAUCACGCCAAGAGGAUCCAAAUGUGGUGACUGCAGUUUUGUUUCAUACUAGACAUGCAAUACUACUUACAUAAUUUGUGGUUCCAAGGGAAUUCGAACUCUCAAGAUAUCUUUGUGGUCUUAUCAUUACACUAUUCCCUUUGGAUUCUGUUUAUCACUGUUGCUUGGCAUUGUAUCUGCCGAUUUUCUGGUUAAAUUCACCAGUGUGAGGGAGUGUAGAGUAGAAAGAAGAAUUUUUUGCGGCAAUUUGUUGGGCAAUAGAUCUUGAAACAAGGGCAAAAGAUACGUUGUAGGCAUUGACAAAAUAAAUGUCUUGACUAUCACUGAUUAAAUUAUAGAGCGCGGUGUAUUCUUCGGUUUC
Messenger RNA from Cornus florida, 6445 nucleotides. RefSeq names its product rRNA biogenesis protein RRP5. The transcript is spliced from 40 exons. The record is from RefSeq and is a predicted model, not a curated record. Gene Ontology annotation, molecular function: protein binding; RNA binding. Bases 110 to 5923 code for a protein of 1937 amino acids. NCBI's taxonomy places the organism in Eukaryota, Viridiplantae, Streptophyta, Magnoliopsida, Cornales, Cornaceae. Gene Ontology annotation, cellular component: nucleolus; small-subunit processome; nucleus. Gene Ontology annotation, biological process: rRNA processing.